Molecule: messenger RNA, 2209 nt
Organism: Mytilinidion resinicola
Lineage: Eukaryota; Fungi; Ascomycota; Dothideomycetes; Mytilinidiales; Mytilinidiaceae
Product: UPF0187-domain-containing protein
Exons: 4
Coding region: 333-1763 (476 amino acids)
Molecular function (GO): chloride channel activity
Source: RefSeq, a predicted model, not a curated record
CAGGGGGAGACGCCCCCAAGGCGUACAGAGGCUCACAUGUGGAUCCCUGCCGCGUUUCUCUGACAGGCAUGCUGAUGGCCACAGUCGUGACACGCACCCUUUGAUCCACCAUCAGAGAGUGCCUGGGGCCGAAAAUCCUUCCUUCAUAAGGCCAUCCCACCGCGCUCCAAUGGUUCUGGACUGUCCUGCUUGCCGCCCUCACUCUUUUCAUUUUCCUUGAAAUACUAACCCGGCUGCUCUCUCAUAAGUUGUACUACUCCUUCGUUUUCACACUCAGCUGCUGGGCAGUUUACUUUUUAAAAACUCAUCCCUCAGCUUUCUAAUUCCCCAGAAUGGUCGACAAGACUCUUAGACCCAAGCAGGUUGAAAUUCAAGAUGGCAGAGCCAGCACGAAUAGUGCUAAUCGAGGACCGCGCUCUCCAGUAACAUGGCAGCAGCCACUGCGGAUGCGGACGCGGAAGCAAACUGGUGGGAGCGUGGACAUCGACGACUACUUCGUUGGACCCCGCGACAUAAACAAACAUAGCAAAUGGCCCUUCUUCAUGCGAAUGCAUGGUUCCGUCCUCCCAAAAAUGCUGCUCCCGGUCUUCAUCGUCACCUUGUGGUCUACACUUAUCACCUGCCUCUCCAAAUUCGUCUAUCCGCUCAAGGUAUCGAGCCUGCUGCUCACGGUGCUGGGUUUCGUUGUCGGUAUGGCUAUCAGCUUCCGGACUUCCACCGCCUACGAACGAUACGCUGAGGGCCGAAAGUACUGGGGUCAAUUGACGUUUGUGGGACAAAAUCUGGCGCGGACCAUUUGGAUCCACAGCAAGGAGCGUGAGGGUGAUCUGGGCAAGGAGGAUUUGCUCGCCAAGCUUACUGGUCUAAAUCUGAUCAAUGCCUUUGCCAACGCCAUGAAGCACAAGCUCCGCUACGAGCCCGGCAUCCAGUACGAUGACAUGCACGGCCUCGUCGCAUACCUCGACACCUUCGCCAAAGUCGCAGAACCCCACAUCGCGAAGCCAGGCAAGAAGUCCCCCUGGAAGAGCGUCGGCGAGUACCUCGGCGUGUCGUUCGCAGAAUCCAAUCCUCGAAAACUCAUCAAGAAGAGCAAAAAGCCGCUCGGCAACCUCCCCGUCGAAAUCAUCACCUACCUCUCCUCCUACGUCGAUGGCCUCAUCGCAAACGGCAAUCUCUCCGUCCCGAUCUACCAAACGCAAGCCGUCAACUCCGUCGUCGCUCUGAACGAAGUCCUCGUCGGCACCGAACGCGUCCUGCAAACCCCACUCCCGAUCGCCUACUCCAUCGCCGUCUCCCAAAUCACGUGGGUCUACAUCAUGGUGCUGCCCUUCCAGCUGUGGGACUCGCUGCGCUGGGUGACGAUCCCGGGCACCGUCUUCGCGGCUUACAUCAUCCUCGGCAUCGCCGCCAUCGGCCGCGAGAUCGAGAACCCCUUCGGCAUGGACGUCAACGACCUGCCACUGGACGCGUACUGCGAGGAGCUCGCGGCGGAUAUCGAUAUCAUCACCAGUGCGCCGAAGCCGGAUAGUAAAAACUGGAUCGCCAAUGCGGAGAAUCUGGUGCUCUUCCCGUUGAGUAUUAAGGGGUAUGAUGAGUGGGUGCAGAGGAGUAAGGGGGAGAUUAGGGAGGCGCUGAUGACGAAGACGAGGGCGGAUAUGGCGGUGCGGAGGAGUAUGCAGCAGCCAAGAUUGAGCCAGAGUGACACGGAGGGUGAUGAGGAGGAGAAGGACAAGAAGCACACGGUGCCUGAGAGUCACGUCUAGCCCGCGACGAAUUGGCCGACGGGGCGCCUCAGGACGGGAAAAUUGACUAGGGACGUUGUAAGAUUUGGUGAGCGUUGUUUUUUGAUUUCCUCUUGCAUGGUUGCGGGAGCGUGGAAGGUGUCUGAGCAAUCAGCGCAGGGAUUCCUACAAAAAUGGUAGUGCUUGCUAGCGAAAAUAGGCCCGGAAUAAAAGCCUCUGUUUGGUAUACAAUUCCAUCGCCGCAGCCUGGUCGAGUUCCAAAUACCGAUAUACAAUAUAUGUAUCUUACCCAUAUCCCUUUUAGUGCAUCUAAACUCCAAAUUUGCGCCAUGCCAUCACAAACACCCACGCACCCACCCCACUUCUCAAUCCCUCGCCUGAUACCUCUCCCGAUACUCUUGCAACCGCCUCAAAUCCUCCUCGCCCCCCAGCCCCCUCAGAAACUCCACCACAUCGUCCAAACUUAG